GGCUGGGAAGCGAGGGAGGGCGGGAACUGGCGGCGGAACCCGAGAGUAUUGGAACAGGAGUACCGUGCGGUAUCGCAACAGCAGCUAAGCACACAAAAAUGACAGCGAUGGCGCUCACGGUCUGCGGGAUGGACUAAGAACUGACCUUUGGGAUUAUAGUGGAGAGGAAGUGGGAGGGUGUGUUUUUUGUGUGUCUGUGUGUGUGAGCCGGCUACAACAGCUGCUUGAGGGGACAGGUAACUUAUUAACAGCAAGACAGGAGCAAAGGGCUCACUACACCUUGGCCCAAAACAGAAACCGAUAUUUAGAAAUUGGCAUCACUGUAGUCACUCUCACCUUGUGACUACCUGAGGGCCGAUACAAAACCUCCUUCCUUGUGCAUGCACACACUUGGACACUCGAGUGUGUCUCCGCAUGUCUAGUAAAGAAGGAAACGGACACAAGCAGCACGCGCCUGGGUCACAUGCAAACAAUCAGCAAUAAGCACUCGGCUGGCUCUGCUUAGGUAGUGCUGGUAAAAAGGAGGUGGUAGUCGCUCCGGCCGGCAACACGCUGAGAGCUGUAAAGAAUAAAGCAUGGACCCUCUGGAGGAAUACCGCUCUCCGUUUGACUUUGAACAAGGAGUCAACACCAGCUAUCUCUACCUCUCCCCAGCCUUAAGCGACACACCGCCCAGCUCGCCAGCUAUCAAAACCAGAGGUUCCCAGGGCCAUCCGGACUCGGCCCCAGAGGUGGGAGAGGAUGCAGUGACGUCUGUUGGCGCUGCGUCCUCAACAACGCCCGACUUGACAGAGGAAGAGCGUCAGGAGCUGCAGGAGGAGCUGGCUAAGGUCGAAGAUGAGAUCCAGACUCUGUCCCAGGUGCUGGCAUCCAAAGACAAGCAGCUGGCUGAAAUUAAGAGGAAGCUGGGCAUCACUCCUCUUAAUGAGCUGAAACAGAACAUCACCAAAACCUGGCAGGAGGUCACUACAUCCACUGCCUAUAGGAGGACUUCUGAAACUCUGUCUCAGGCGAGUCUGAAGGCUACAGCAGCUUUCACAAAUAUGGGCUCAGCCAUCACCCGGAAGCUCGAGGAUGUCAGCGUAAAGUCAUUGCAGCACUCGGCUAGCAUGCCCGUCAUGAGAAAUGCACCAACCUUCAGGUCGUUUGAGGAGAAAGUAGAGACUCUGAAGACCAAGAUGACCCCAUCACCAUCCACUAGUGAGACCGGCAUCCAGGACGGCGGUGAUUCUCCAACCGCUGAGGCUUCGCUCAAUCAGCCAGACAACUCGCCCUCCCAGGAGGAGCCGAUGCACUGAGAGGGCCUAACCACUCUUGA
This is a messenger RNA of Pundamilia nyererei, 1318 nucleotides long. RefSeq names its product tumor protein D52 (gene tpd52). Lineage: Eukaryota; Metazoa; Chordata; Actinopteri; Cichliformes; Cichlidae. The transcript has 7 exons. Gene Ontology annotation, cellular component: cytoplasm. The record is from RefSeq and is a predicted model, not a curated record. Bases 576 to 1298 code for a protein of 240 amino acids. Gene Ontology annotation, biological process: B cell differentiation.